Cryptotermes secundus is the source of this 1692-nucleotide messenger RNA. RefSeq names its product solute carrier family 66 member 3. The transcript is spliced from 4 exons. The coding region runs from base 771 to 1391 and encodes 206 amino acids. NCBI's taxonomy places the organism in Eukaryota, Metazoa, Arthropoda, Insecta, Blattodea, Kalotermitidae. The record is from RefSeq and is a predicted model, not a curated record.
CUCCUUGACUAGUGAUACUGAACGCCGUUCAAAAAUAGAAAUAGGGUGCGGGUACGGAUACCUCUACAGUACAAGAGAUCUGGUUUUCAAAGUGUUUAUUUCUAUUCUAGCGAACCAAGCUGUGGGAGGGGGGUGGGGAACACUGAAAAUAGUUGCUAUGUUAGCAUACCUUGUUACCGAUUGUGCUUUCGGUCCAUUUUAAAUUUAGUUAAUGUGGGAUACGUAGAGAUGGUAGUAGCAUUGCACCGUGGCGUCAUGGCGGCCAUAUUGCCCACCAAUAACAUGGGAAUUACAGAGUGCUGAUACAUAGUUUACCUAGUAACGGAAAUCACGGAAACUAUAGUGUAAGGCGGCUGCAUUGGCGUAAGUUGUUGAAGCUGUGUUAGUGUGAAAAAAAUGUUCUAAUUUCGGCUGCACAGUCUAACCGUAACCUUAUGUGACGGUAAUUUUGGCAACGCAAGACAAAAAAAAUGGUUUACUUCUGUAAUGGUUGAAUUAAGAAAUCUCGUAUUCUGUGCAAAAAUUGUUGGCCUUCUUGCCAAAGAAUUAACACUCAAAUGUAACCUAUGACUUGUUUUUGACACAGUGCCAAAACAUUGCGAAAGUCGCACAUGUCCUGGGAAAGGGACACAAUGAUGUGUUAUAUUUUUAGUAUAGGUGGCCAAUGAAGGUGUUAAUACUUUUACGAAAGUAACGGAUAUCAUUAUGACAGUGAAAAUAGUUAUUUUGUAGUAAUUCAUAGUUUAGGGCAGUUUUUAGGAAAAUUAGGAAUGGGUGUGAUUGAAUUAAUAGCAGACGUUUUAAGUAUAAUAACCAUUUCACUCUGUCUUAUAUUAAAAAUUCCCCAAAUAAUCAACCUCAUCAAAUUGAAGUCAGCUGUGGGUAUCAAUUUGUAUUCAUUACUUCUGGAACUGACAAGUUACUCUAUCAUGACAUGUUACAAUUACUGUAACAGUUAUGCACUUCUUUCUUAUAUGGAGUACCCAAUCAUUUUAGUCCAAGAAAUAGUCCUUAUUUUUCUGGUGCUGAAAUAUAUGGGAUUCCUAGGUACAAACAGCUUUGCAUGUUUUGGACUGUACAUAGCAAUUACUGGUGCCUUUCUCUGUGGUCUGCUUCCCAAAACAAUCUUAGCAGUUCUGGCACCCAUGUGCACUCCAGUGUCAGCAUCAAGCAAAGUUGUCCAGUUGAUAGAGAUCUUGAGAACAAAAAAUGCGGAGUCUGUUAGCAUACUCACAUGGUUCCUGUCUGCAUUCACCAAUUUCACUCGAGUUUUUACCAUCUACAUGGAUUCUGCAGAUGUCACCCUUCUGGUUAACUUCUCUGUGUCCGUCUUUCUGAGUAGCUCAGUCAUGCUUUCUGCAAUUUACUACAAACAUCCAAAGAUGUCUUAAUUUCAUAGUGAGGCCAUGGAAAGAAGUUCCACUGACAAGCACCCUCCACAUCUCCUGCAGGGUGUUACAUUUCCCCCUGCUGGGCACUUCUGUAUUUACCUCCAGAUGUUUAGCUGCUCUCUUCACAUGAAUGUUGGCUAGCAACAGGUGCUUUGAGGUGAUUGAUAUAUGCCAUAGGAGGAUUGAGGGAAAUGCAAUAGUAGGCAGAAAGGAGCAGGCCUAGGAAGAUUGUCGUCCCCACCACCCAGGGGACUUCUUUCCAUAGACUCAGUAUAGUUCCUGAACCCAUUAUUUCAGCAGG